AGGAGAGAGACGAAGGAGGAGGAGAGAGAAGGACUGAGGAGGAGGAGAGAGACGAAGGAGGAGAGAGAAGGACUGAGGAGGAGGAGAGGGAGAAAAGUCUGGAUUGAGAGGACAGUCUCGACUUGCCAAGGCGAGCCCACCAGUGACGGAUGAUGGUCGUUUGAUCCACGAUCUCUUGGUGACAAGAGGAAGGAAGAGUCAGGUCAGGAUGUCAGACGGAGAAGACAUGUUUGCGAAGCGGAAGGAGAGCUUCAUCAGCGGGGGGCGACAGAAGAUGAUAGAGCUGGAGCUGGAGAUAACUGAGUUCUUUACCCGGAGAAUCACAAAGGAGGAGAGUGAGGACGGCAAUGUAGCAGAGCCCUACCAUGACGACCUUGGAGGGCUGUCGCCUACCGGGUUGGUGGACGACCAGCUGGUGUUUAUGGAGCACAAGGCGAAGCAGAGGAGGAGCAGUAUCAGCAUCCGAAACUCCUUGAUCAUCUCAGAUUACUUCAGCCUCCUCGGACAGCCGAAGAAGACAGAGAAGUGCAAGAGUCACGCGCGAGUGAGCGCGUCGUUGUUGAAGAAUGAGGAAGUCAAGUACAGGACGACCCUCAAGGAUGAUGAUGAUGAUGAUGAUGAUGAUGAUGAUGAUGAUGAUGAUGAUGAUGAUGAUGAGGAUGAGGAGGAGGAGGAGGAGGAGGUGCAUAAGAUCGGCAAAGAGC
Molecule: messenger RNA, 704 nt
Organism: Guillardia theta CCMP2712
Lineage: Eukaryota; Cryptophyceae; Pyrenomonadales; Geminigeraceae
Exons: 2
Source: RefSeq, a predicted model, not a curated record